Molecule: messenger RNA, 2270 nt
Organism: Pundamilia nyererei
Lineage: Eukaryota; Metazoa; Chordata; Actinopteri; Cichliformes; Cichlidae
Product: fer-1-like protein 6
Exons: 15
Coding region: 19-1986 (655 amino acids)
Biological process (GO): plasma membrane organization
Source: RefSeq, a predicted model, not a curated record
UGCGAUAACCUAAAAAUCAUGAAAUUGGGAAAUAUCAAUUGGUACGCACUGGUUUUAGAAAUAAUCACCCCUUUUCUCCCCACUGACCCACACACACUGUUGUGCAUUGCAGCUUUGUUGUACCACAGCUUGCUCAGCGAUGGAAUAGAAUCUUUGGUCAGCAGCCAGUCCGAUGGAGAUAAGAAGAAGAGGCAACAGAAAGUAAAGGGAACGAGCAUCAGCCCUCAUACCAAAUUAGCUACACUCAAGCUGUACAACAAGGAGUUGGAGUCAGAGUUUGGGUCCUUUGAUGACUGGGUGAAAACAUACGAGUUGUUCCGAGGGAAAGCCAGUGAGGAAGAGGGAUCAAAUGAGGAGAGGUUUGUUGGAAAAUUUAAGGGUCGAUUCUGCCUCUAUAAGCUCGCUGAGGAGGAGGAGGAGGACUGGCAUGAAGCAAUAGACGCUGGGAGCUUCAGAGUCAACAGAGGAAUCCCUCCCAACAGCUCAGUCCAAGUUCUCAUACGGGUUUACAUUGUCUGUGCCUCUAACCUGCACCCAGCUGACCCGGAUGGGAAGGCGGACCCUUACAUUGUUCUACGACUUGGCAAAAAUGAAAUCAAAGACAGAGACAACUACAUUCCCAAACAGCUAAACCCUGUUUUUGGAAGAUCUUUUGAGAUGCAGGCAACACUUCCUCAGGAGUCUCUGCUGUCAGUGUUCAUCUAUGACCACGACCUGGUGGGAGGGGACGAUCUGAUUGGAGAGACCCGCAUUGACCUUGAGAACCGAUAUUACAGCAAACACAGAGGCACCUGUGGACUCCCUGCUGAGUAUAGUCUUGAGGGUUACAAUGCCUGGAGAGACUGUUUGAAGCCAUCAGAGCUGUUGGCAAAGAUGUGCAGAGAGAGCGGUUUGGACGGUCCUCACUUCAGUCCAGGACGCAUCAUUGUGUCAGAGAAGGUUUUCACUGGCAAAACUCUCUUCAUGCAUGAAGACGAGCCAGUGGAGUCCUAUGAACACUUGUCACUGAAGAUCCUACACCGCUGGGCUGAGAUCCCAGGUGUAGGAUGCACACUGGUACCAGAGCACAUUGAGACCAGAACUCUGUUUAAUAAGGCCCGGCCUGGAAUGGACCAGGGUCAGGUCCAGAUGUGGGUAGACAUGUUUCCAAUGGACCUGCCACAUCCAGGACCUCCAGUGGACAUUUCACCUCGAAAACCAAAAGGAUACGAGCUGCGUAUUAUCAUCUGGAACACAGAGGACGUCAUUUUGGAGGACAGCCACUUCCUCACUGGUCAACAGUUCAGUGAUAUUUACAUCAAGGGCUGGCUGAAAGGUUUAGAAGAUGACCGACAAGAAACUGAUGUGCAUUACAACUCUCUGACUGGAGAAGGAAACUUCAACUGGCGCUUCGUGUUCCCCUUCAGCUACCUGCCUGCUGAAAAGGUAGUGGUGGUGAGGAAGAGAGAGAGUAUUUUCUCUCUAGAUAAAACAGAGCAGAAGAUUCCUGCUAUCCUCAUUCUGCAGGUCUGGGACUUUGAGACACUCUCCUCUGAUGACUUUCUAGGCACACUAGAAUUAGACCUCCAUGGAUUUACUCGGGGAGCUAAAACAGCCAAGUUGUGUAAGGCGGACAUGCUGACAGAUGGGACUGAGAGAAUCUCCAUCUUUCAGCAGAAGAGAGCACGAGGCUGGUGGCCCUUCACCAAGUCAGGAGAGUUGACCGGGAAAGUGGAAGCAGAGUUCCAUCUUGUGACAGCUGAGGAGUCGGAGAAAAAUCCUGUUGGCCGUGCCCGCAAGGAGCCAGAGCCACUACCAAAACCAAAUCGUCCAGACACCUCCUUCUCGUGGUUUGUUAACCCUUUCAAAUGUUUCUUUCACUUGGUGUGGCGAAGCUACAAGAAGUACAUCAUCAUCGGCAUCAUUCUGCUGAUCACAGCGCUGUUCCUUGCCCUGCUCUUCUACACACUACCCGGAGCCAUCUCCAACAAGAUUAUCAGCGGCUAAACGGAUAAACUAUGUGUGUGUAUGCUGCAGCUCUACAGCUUUUCCAAAUGAUCAAAGUCUCCAUUUUUUGAAUAUUGAAGUUGUGUAGAUGUUUGGUCUCACUUUUUAAAACAGUCAUUUACAUCAACAGGAAUAAGAAUGAAGGCUGGCCAUUUGCUUUUAAUUCGUUCUGUGUCUGAAUAAAUGUUUUCCAAAUGUUACUAACCAGUGAAAGUUAACAUAUUAAGAUUUUAAGAUGAUGAAAAUGGAAAACAAAAUCUGUUUAACCAGAAUAAAUAAAUGUG